GCUUAGUACUCCGUGAAAAACCAAUCAAAUUUAAUUCAAAUGUUUUAGUGGGUUGUUGGCUUGCAAUUUUAUGUACUUAAAAUAGGAAGCAGUAAAAAAAUAUUUACCUAUUCAAAAAUUCGCUGAAUUAAAUUCAAUUCAACAAGAACUCUAGUAACAUAUGACGAAUCGAACGGCGAAUGAAAGAGGAAAUACCGAAUAAUAAUAGAGAGAAGGAGUGUAGUAGCAACAAAUCUUUUUUUCAUUAUAAAGGAAAAAGAUAUCGUUGUGCCAAUUGAGUUCGAUCGUUAAAUCUGAAACUUUUGUGUUACAUAUUAUAGGCGAACUAUAGUAUGAUCGGAUUAUGUAGCAUUAUGAAUGGAAUUUACUCAGUGUUGACGUCCUACAUUUAUGUACAGCCAUACAUUUUAUUUUUAUUAUCGGUGUUUUGUGCUGGGCUCCUAUUGGCUAAUUUUCAUUAUGCGAAACAGCUAUGUGAAUUGUUAUUGUGCACCGGGAAAAGUCGUUUAAAUUUCGAUUUUGAUUAUGGUGCCCGUCGGGGUCCUCAUAAGUGGAAAGAGUUUUUCCCAGCGGCGAGAGGAUGCUACCAAUCUCCAAUCAACAUAAGAACAGAGACAACGGAAAUAUUGAAGAUUAGCGAACCGCUUAUAUGGAGGAAUUAUGAUGAUUUACCGGCUAAGGUCGCUAUAGAAAAUACGGGGCACACUGUCGACUUGAAAGCUCAUUACGUUUGUAAUCAGCCCAUCCUGAGUGGAGCUGAUUUGUUGGAGAGCUAUUCGUUUGUGUCCCUUUGCUUUCGAUGGAGCGCACUCGACAAUGAGGGAUCCGAGCACUCAAUUAAUGAUAGAAAAUACCCACUAGAAAUGCAAGCAACUCACAUAUCUAAAGAAAAUACGGAGUUUAAUCCCAGUUACAUUGGUGACCUAGGAAUUUUAGUGCUUAGUUAUUUCUUUACUAUUACGAAAUUUGAUAAUCCAUAUUUAGAUCCAAUCAUUUUGAAUUUGCAUCACAUUCGUGAACCUUUCAAACGCGUGGAAAUUCCACCUUUCCCGAUAUCGUGGCUUUGCUACCCGUUCAAGUCCGGCUUCUAUAGUUACGGAGGAUCAUUGACGGAGCCGCCAUGCAGUGAAGGAGUGACGUGGUUUGUGCAGCCAGAACCAAUGUCGAUCAGUGAAACUCAGCUAGCCGAAUUUCGACUAUUACUAUCUAAAGACCAUGCCUCGCGAAUCUUGAGGAACUCUCGGCCCGUUCAAAAUUUAAACUCGAGAAUUGUGUGUUACAAUCGUUUUGAUCAGUUCUCGCGAUUGUCCGAAACAGCAGCAGAAGGUGAUGAGCAACAAGCGCAAGCGAUAUGCUCUUAAAAAGGUAGAAAAUGGUGAAAUUCUAUAGUAAAGGAUUAGAUACUUAAUUUAUUAUUAAUAAUAAUAAUAGCAAUAGUAGCAAUAGUAAAACUCGAAAAAAGUGUAUAAAUAUGCCUUGUUUAAAAUAUAUUCCUCAUAUAUAUUAUCUGACUUAGUAGAUGUAUGUAUGUUUUGGAAUCCCCACGCGCGCGAACAAUGUUAUUUUUAUUUUUGAAUCAACUUUUAUUUAUUAUUAAACUAUUUGUUAAUGUAAAUUGUUUGUCGAAAUAAACCAGUGUGUGUGUCGAAGAUUAUACUGAAGUCAAA
This is a messenger RNA of Hermetia illucens (black soldier fly), 1667 nucleotides long. RefSeq names its product carbonic anhydrase 1-like. NCBI's taxonomy places the organism in Eukaryota, Metazoa, Arthropoda, Insecta, Diptera, Stratiomyidae. The record is from RefSeq and is a predicted model, not a curated record. Gene Ontology annotation, molecular function: carbonate dehydratase activity; zinc ion binding. Gene Ontology annotation, cellular component: cytoplasm. The transcript has 5 exons. The coding region runs from base 333 to 1361 and encodes 342 amino acids.